Molecule: messenger RNA, 665 nt
Organism: Paramecium octaurelia
Lineage: Eukaryota; Ciliophora; Oligohymenophorea; Peniculida; Parameciidae
Source: the annotation of a GenBank genome assembly
CAAUGAAACAAAAUGAAGUUUCAUCUGUUAGAAACAAUAUCAAAUAAAUGAUUCGAAAAUCAAGUUAAUUGCUUCCUCAACAUAAUGAUCAAAUUCAAGAAGAACCUCAACAAUAAUCUAAUGAUAGACAACUAGAAUGUGAAACAAUCUUCAUACCAGCUAAUUAAAAGAUUAACACAGAUGUUGAUACAUCAUAAUAUUAGCCAUCAUAAAAAGAAAUAAGUUAAUCCACUCAUAACUUCAUUUCAAAUAACAGCUUUUAAUAUCACUAAUAAAAUAAUAUGUCUACCAUUAGCAAUCCUAUUAAUAAUUCAUAACAUUAUUCAUCUUAAAAUCAGAAUAUCAAUUCAAUAAUAAAUCAUUCUAGAUUAACAAUAAGUCAAUUGACUUAAAGGGAAAGAUCAAUAUCUAAUGAAAAAUAAAAUGAAGAAUUACUAGCAAAAGUUGAUGAAAUCAAAGAUGAAAUUAAAGGAUUGUAAUAAAAAGUAAAAAAAGUAAUCAUUCAUUUUAUUUUCAUAGCCUGAACAAGCUAAUCUAUAACUAAAAUUACCACAUAGAACUGCUAUGUUAAUGUAAAUAUCAUCAAAAAAGUAAUUAUAAUUAUAUUCUUUAGUUAAAUUUAAGUAUAAAAAUAAGAAGAACCAAAAUCCUCCCAAAGAAACUGA